AUGUCCAAACUUCCGGAGCUCCAAUUCCGACUUCUAUCAACACCAGCGGACCCAAUAGCCAUAACGGAAACGUGGCUCUCCGGCGACAUAACCGACGGUGAAAUCCAACUUCCUCACAUGUCAGUUCUCCGCUCUGACCGCGCAACCCCAGGUGGCGGUGUCGCACUGUACUAUGACAUCUCCCUCAGCUGCAGCAUGUUAACACACACCUCCCUCCAGUCUCCAGACACCAUGUGGUGCGAGGUCGUACUAACCACCAAACACUCCAGCUGUCUUGGUAUCAUUUACCGCCCCCCAAACAACUCUCCCGAGAAGGAUGCACGACUACUGCACGACGUUCACCUUAUGUUAUCCCACAAGCGCACACACUUUCUUAUCAUGGGUGAUUUCAAUCUGCCCCGUCUAUUUCACUCUGUCCCGUCUACUAACUCCUUUGCAUCAGGCCUCAUUGAUCUUUUUCACACGGCCCCGUUGUACAACCACACGUAUCAGCCGACCAGAUUCCGAUCCAACAACCAACCGUCCCUGCUAGAUCUCGUCCUCACUAACGAAGAACUGAUGGUUGAGCCCGUUGAGUAUGAUGCCCCUUUGGGGCUUAGCGACUACUGCGUCCUCCGUUUCGAUUUUAUAUGCUUCGCCGAAAAACUCGUCAGCACGCCAACUUAUACCAAACGCUGGACUGAUUACGGAAAGUUGAACCUUCUCAUUUCCGCUAACAACUGGUCACCCGAGCACCAAUCGAGCGCCGACAGCGUGUGGUCAAGCUUUUGCCUUACUCUACGUGAACUCUGCUCCACUACGACGACGUGCAAAGAAGUUUCCAUAGGAAAGAGACGCCCAGCACUCAUCCGAAGUCGUACACGGAAAUGGAUUGCCUCCAGGAACACGGCAUGGAGAAACUAUCGCUCCCAUCCAACGGCCACUCAGUGGGAAUACUACCGAUCCAUCCGUAACCAAUGCGUCCAUCUUGUACGAGAAGAUAAGAGUGAGCACCAGCGUCAACUUAUGCGUAAAUUUUCAUCCAAUCCCAAUGCCUUGUAUAGACACGUCAAUAGUCUUCGACAAGUCAAACACGGUGUCACCGCAUUGACGACCUCCACAGGGCUCACGAAAUCAGCUACCGAGGCAGCCGACGUCCUGUGCAAGCAGUACGCAUCCACAUUCUCCGUUCCAUCACUGCACACAACGACGGUACCUUCUUCGGUUUCACGCUCAACUUCCCUGACGACUGUUCAUUUCACUCCGGAGAAGGUCCUGGCGAAACUCAAGUCCCUGCGGCUAACGGCCUCUCCUGGCGCUGAUGGUUUCCACCCACGGCUCUUGCGAGCGUGCGCUGCAGCUCUAGCUUUACCCCUAGCGGAGCUGUUCACCCACUUCUUCUUGCAAAGCAAA
Molecule: messenger RNA, 1392 nt
Organism: Dicrocoelium dendriticum
Lineage: Eukaryota; Metazoa; Platyhelminthes; Trematoda; Plagiorchiida; Dicrocoeliidae
Source: the annotation of a GenBank genome assembly